Syngnathoides biaculeatus (alligator pipefish) is the source of this 3147-nucleotide messenger RNA. RefSeq names its product tudor domain containing 3 (gene tdrd3). The transcript is spliced from 14 exons. Gene Ontology annotation, cellular component: cytoplasm; nucleus. The coding region runs from base 87 to 2471 and encodes 794 amino acids. Gene Ontology annotation, biological process: mRNA processing. The record is from RefSeq and is a predicted model, not a curated record. Gene Ontology annotation, molecular function: protein binding; RNA binding. Lineage: Eukaryota; Metazoa; Chordata; Actinopteri; Syngnathiformes; Syngnathidae.
UGAGAAUGGAGCUCCCUUGGAAGAGAGCUCGAGGAAUACAAAGCGAAGCGUAUGAAUCUUGAGGGAAGCCGGUAUUUGAGAAGAGGAUGAAGGAUAUUUUCCAUCCGUUUACAACAACACCCGUUCAAGUUCAUUAUUUUAAUGUUUUAAAAGAAAGCUCUAAAUUGAGCAGUGUUGAACCCUUUGGCACGCCGUACCGACUCGUAAGAGUGACGUUGGUGACGCCGGAGAUAGGCGACGUUAGCGGGUACCUCAGUGAUGAAGGCAUUGCUAAAUUGAAAGAAUCUGCUGAGAACAUGUCACAUAAGGAUAUUAUUCGCAUUGCACUUGAUACUGAUCUCAGACAGAUAGGAAGAAAAAUUCUGCCACCUGACAUCAAUAGUGGAAGAGUUGAAAAGCUGGAGGGUCAAUGUGUUCUCCAGCUGCAGAAGCUGAGGAAUAUCUCGGCACCAAAAGACACAGAGUCCCAGGGAGGUCUACGAAUGCUGCGCCUUCAAAUGACAGAUGGCCAUACCACCUGUUCUGGAUUGGAGUUUAAACACCUCACAAAAAUCAGCCUUAAUACACCCCCUGGAACAAAAAUUAAGAUCCUAGGUACAGUCCUGGUUAGGAAUGGGUUUUUGCUGCUUGAUGACUCAAAAAUGUUGAUUCUUGGUGGAGAGGUUGAACACAUGGUGGAGAAAUGGGAACUGCAACGGAGUCUGGCCAAACACAGCAGAAACAACGUCGGAGCAGAAGGUGGGCCACCUCCUUUUUUGGCAUUUGGUCAGAAGAAUCCAAAGAAGGAUGAAAUGGACAGCGAAACACUUGACCAGAAGAAAACACUUCAGAGUAUAGUCAAACCUACUGAUGAGAAUGACGAGUUUGCAAAACAUCGGACAGCAGCUAUUGCCGAAGUGGCCAAGGGGAAAGAAGGUCCCCGUGUAUUUGGUGGAGGUGGAAAUGCAGGAAGUAAUUUAUCCACCACAAAUUUAAGGAACCGUGACAAGCAUAGACGAGAAGACAGGCUUGAAAGACAUGAAAACAGACUGGAUGGAAACUAUCGAGUGCUGGUGGAUGAGAGUGCCCUGAGAGACAUCAUAGAUAUGGGCUUUAACAAAGAGGCUGCCAGGCAAGCCUUAAUGAAUAAUAACAACAAUCUUGAGGUGGCACUAAACAGUCUCCUGACAGGAUCUUCUGGCAGCAGAGACAACCCUUUGGUCACGGACAAGCCUCAGCCCAGAGGAAGAGGAAGGGGUCGAGGCCGAUUCAGAAAUGACGGUGACGAGGAGUCGGGAGGAAGGCCCUCUGGACCAAGUACUCUUUUUGACUUCCUGGAAUCCAAGAUGGGUGUUUUUUCCAUUGAUGAGUCAAAAAAACAGACUCCUCAGAAACAUGAGAAUAAAGAUAAUUGGCACGGCUCAGACUAUCACCCCAAAGAAGCCUCUCACACCAAGUUCUCCUCUCAUAAUGAUCAUAGACAAAAAAAGAACGACAGGCCACCCCGUUUCCACAGGGACACAGACUUUCCCAAACCAGGCCAGGAGCCAUUCUCAAACAGUAUAAACCUCCAAACCUCAUCAGUUCAGCAGUGGAAGGGCAAGGAUGGGUUGUCACAAGGACCACCAGACACGCAACCGAAUCACAAGAAAGAGACUGAUGAUGAGCAUAUUAUUGCAUCUUCCUUUGCAUCUUUUACUCGUUCCAAGGAAACUCAACAACCGACAGAGUCAUUUGGAUCAGCUCCACAGUGGUCACGGAAUGGCAAUAGUGGAAACAUGGUUGGAUCAUUUCUCAGGAGAGGGACAAAGGACAAUAGAUCGUCGUCUAAACUGGUGAAUCCUUCAGGAAAUGACAUAAUCCCAAACCCCAACCCAAACAACUUCAAACGAAAGGGCAAACCUGACCGAGCCAACUACUUUGGGCGUCAAAUGGAUAGUAUUCAACCAUACCCAAGGGGAGAAAAUUUCAGAACGUCAUGUGAAGUAGAAACGUUACAGGAUUCACAAUUCUUGACAGUCUGUCCAUCUAAUUACCAAAAUGGAGAUGUGGUGCCGAUAAGAACUGGGCCAAUCAAGUCAACAAAUACACCUGGUCCCACUCCUAGUGAACAAACUCCCAAGAGGAACAGUCAUAAUAAUCCUGGUCCCAAAAGAAAGUUUGGGCAAGGUAAAGGUCAAGGUCCUCGAGGAACAGUGAAACCUCCUAAUGUAGGUCAGACAUGGAAACCUGGAGAUCAGUGCCUUGCUCUAUAUUGGGAAGACACAAAGUUCUAUCAUGCCACAAUAGAUGCCGUGCAUCCGUCAGGCUUGACAGCUGUAGUUGUGUUUAGUGAUUAUGGAAACUGCGAAGAGGUCCUCCUUCAUAACCUCAAGCCUCUUUCUGCUGACAUCAUGGUAAGGAGUAAUGGCUUCAUUCUUGGUGAGUGGCCAUUCAGCCCAUGUCGGUGCAGGACUCAUUUCACUGUGGGAGGAAGAAGAUGGUUACUAUGACAGUUCCCUAGAAUUUCGUCGUGGUGGUGAUGGACAGCCGAGGCGCACAAGACCAACACAACAAUAUUACCAGCCACCGAGGGCACGAGAUUGAUGUCAACGUUUACUCUGGCAGAUGAACUUAUAUAAAAUUGCAGGGUCUUCUCCUUAGUGAUAAUAUAUUCUGUAAAUGUCUGUGUUUAUAGACUCUUUGAACUACACUAUUACAGUGUUCUGAAUUAAGGAAGGAAUUUUUCAUCCUCGUAAUUAUAGUUAAUAUUUUUUUAACUUUGUGUUAAUGUGUAUAAUACACAUUAAAAGAGGUUAAAAAGGCCCAAAAUCAACUUAGUGUAUUAAAUGAAAACCCCAACUGUUUAAAUUUUCUUCUCUAGAAUGAAGCACUGAGUACGCAAUAUAUUCCAUACUUAGUCAAUGCAAUUGGGCAUAGAUAAGAUGCGUUUUGUGGUAAUUAACUUCAACAAAUAAUUCUCUCAACUAGUUAGUGUACUUUUUCAUUAAUUUUUUUCUGUCUUCAUCAAUCAUGAGUGUUUCCUAAACUCAACGUCAUGGAGGACAUUGUAAAGGGCUUACAAGGCAAAAACCGACUGAGCACUUGAUUUUGUUCAGCUCACUUAUUGUAAAUGAUGUGAAGGUUUCUUAAAAGGAUGUAUUGAAAUAAAACCCAAUGUAUCCUGUA